UUAAAAAUUAAAAUUUUAAUUUUAAUUUAAAAUUGUUGAACAUAAAAAGCGCAAUCCUAUUCAGAACAGUGCUUUCCAGAUAAUAUUGACUUCUAUUAACGAACACUUAAAUAACGAAGCCUGUACGCUUUCAAUCAAGAAACUCAACCAGCUUUUCUCAGCAAUUUCUUCAGUUUCCGUAAAAAAAAACUAUUUUUGUAGGUGUAUAAGGAGCACAUUCCUUGAAUACGUCGUGGGCUUCCUGUCAUUUGAACUGCACCUUCUCCUUAGCUAUAUUUAGAUGCCCGUUAUAAGCAGAACAAUACUUCAACGCUUACAUAAGAAGUGUUAAUGUUGCCACAUCUUCCAACCUAACCGUCGCGAUCUACCCUACAAAAAGACUAUAGCUUCCAAAUCGUUCAGUCUCGGCUAUAGCCUGUGGUACACAUACAUAUUGUAAUUUAUGACAACACAAAAUACGUACAUUUCAGAAGAGCACGUCAAAGUUUUUAGAGUUUCGCACACGGUUUUGCCACAUUUAUUGUUAUAUGAUAUAUGCCGAUUUGUUAAUCAAAAUUUAAAUUUGCGUUUUAUUUAGAGUCAACAAUCAAUGAUUCGUCGUUAGACCCUCUCUUACCCCUACUGAAUGAUGAUUUUAAUUUUUGCGAUGUAGCUCAAUUCGUCCCCGAGUCAAUAACACAAACAACAACUUUGUCAAAACCUGAGAUGAAGAACCCAGAAACAGAAUGUUUAAAUUUCCAGGUUCAUAACUUGUCUACGUUUUGUGAUAAACUUAUAAAAACACCUGAGCUCUGGGCUCCACUCGAAAAUAUUUCAAUACCCACAUCGCCAAGCUGUAUGUUGGGGAACACAUACGACUUCCAAAUGCAAAAUGAUCCUCUUAAGUCAAUUACAGAAAAUCCUAUAUUCAGCGACGCUACACCCACACUAAAUUUGGAUGAAAUAUUAGAACUUUUUGAUGAAUGCAAUGAACUUCCAUCAUCGCUACUCAAUAACUCAAGUUCGCCCAACCAGAGCGAAUUGGAUAAAAGUCAGCUUGAUUUAACAGCGACUCUAAUGAAUUUCUUUCAAAAGGAGGACAUUAUCCCUGUUUUCAAUGAAACAGCGCAAAAUGCAACAGGUGAUCUUUAUUUCAUUUAAAGAUCUAGAAAACAAAAAAAACCAUUGUCUGCUCAGCUUUAUGAGCUAUAUGGUAUACCGUUAAACGAACAACCUGCAAUGUUGUUAAAUAACUUCUUCUUUAAAUUCGUUGAAUAUUACAAGAUAUAUUUAGUUAUACCCUGGACAAGGUUUAUUAAGUUUGUAAUAUCCAGAAAGAAGCCGGAGACCUUAUGAAGUCAUAUGUAUAAAUAAUAAGGGUAAUGACCUGAGUGGAUGUAACCAUGUUCGUUUGUAUGCAGGUGCGGAAAAAUUUUAAACAUGUGCUUUUUCCCCAUAUCCCGCUUAAAUAUCGGACCCCCGACAUUAGACCAUCAUAGCAUAUGUCUGAUAUGUAAACUGAACGAUCAAAACCACGUCCUUAUAAAGAAACCUUCUUAUUUGACAAGAUAUCUUCCCGAGAUUUGGUAUGUGUUAUUGUUCAAAGACGCAGAAUAAUUUUCGAAGAAACUUCAAAUCGGACCGAUUGUAGAUUUUAUACAGCAAUGGUCACGCAAAUAGCACAUUUAAGCAUAAGAAGCAUUAAGAUCUACUACAAUUGACAAAUAUCUUUAAAAAAGCAAAAAGAGCUUAAAAUAUGACUACUUUCCAUUUAUGCAACAAAUAGCAAAUAGAAUUUCACGAAUAAAUAGUAUUAAUUGAAAAAUCCCUUUAAAAUGGCUAGGUCACCCUAAUAGCACAUUUUUUAAAAAGGGAAGAUUUGUAUGCAAUUAUAAGGAGUGAUUUUUUAUUACUAAUUAUGGUUUUCUAUUUUAAAGUUAUUUAAUUCGAUUAGCAGCUGUAUAAAGCUGCCACACAAACUGACCGACCAAAUCAAGUCCUUUUGAAGGUGCACACAAAAUCAGUUUUUUUUUUGUUAAUAUUGACUAAGGUAAAAUUUGAAGGUGCACACAAAAUCAGUUUUUUUUUUUUUUUGUUAAUAUUGACUAAGGUAAAAUUUCACCUUUACUUACCGUUUUAAUUUACUAAAAAUUGCGCAUACGUUUUUAAAUAUAUGAGUAUAUAGUUUACUUUACAAACGCGGCGUUUGAAGUUAUUAAUGGUAAUAUGACCAAGCAAUCUUUUGACUUCAGAGGGCGACAAACAUCACUUUUUAGACCGAUUUCUCAAUCAUAAGUAUAUAAGUGGCUUGCUGCCAUUGAAUGUGAAAAAAAAUCAAAAUGUAUUGAAUAAGAUAAUAACAAUUCACCGUCGAUAAUUCCCCUGUGAUUAUUGCCUAAUGUACAGGGUGUCCCAAAUUUAUCGCAAGUAUAAGUUUGCAGCCAUUUCCACCGUUGAUGAAGUUAAAA
Bactrocera latifrons is the source of this 2447-nucleotide messenger RNA. RefSeq lists its product as uncharacterized. The coding region runs from base 706 to 1140 and encodes 144 amino acids. NCBI's taxonomy places the organism in Eukaryota, Metazoa, Arthropoda, Insecta, Diptera, Tephritidae. The record is from RefSeq and is a predicted model, not a curated record. The transcript is spliced from 2 exons.